AUGGCUCCAAUUAGGAAAGAGAAGCCAGGAGGCGUUAAACGGUUCUCAUUGGCCGCCACGGAUGUGACUCCGGCGCUAGGAGUAGAAGAGAAGAUGAGCUGGAGAGAGUACAAGAAAAUGAAGCAACAGACGGGUGGUGGGCAGAUUCAGAAGCUCAAGAAAAAGAAACCGAAAAUUUCUGACGAAGAAGAGAAGGAAAGGAAGCCGAUGAAACUGUCGAAGAAACAGCAGGAAAGACAUGACACCGGUGAGCGACUAUUUAGACAAAAUAGCCAAAACAAUCUGAGAAUUGCAGGUGCCGAUGUCAUUGAUCCAUCUGCGAUGCGGUCGAAGUUACAACAGGAGAAAAUGAAACGGACCAAGCAAAAGUUCGAGAAAAGAAUUGAGGCGACCGCCAAAGCUGAGAAGAAUUUAGUUGAAAAUGUACAAAAUUUGGGCGAUUAUCUCCUAAAACAUGAUUUUUUCAGACUGGUUUCGUGGCUCCAGAGGAUGACGAUCACUCGUUGACAUACGCGAUCCGUCAGAAGGACAUCGUCGAAGCUGUCGAUCUGGCCGCUGCGACAAAGCACUUCGAGCUCAAGUUGCCGAAUUUCGGACCGUACCACAUUGAUUAUACUGACAACGGGAGACAUUUGGUGAUCGGAGGACGGAAAGGCCACUUGGCAUCGAUUGAUUGGCAGACAAAGCAUCUGCAUUGCGAGCAGAAUGUCAUGGAAAAGAUUUCCGAUGUCAAGUACGAAAAACCGUGUGAUUUCUCGAGAAAUUUUUUUUUCAGAUUCCUGCACACUGAGAACUUCAUCGCGGUAGCACAGAAGAACUACACUUAUGUGUACGAUAACAUGGGAACGGAACUGCAUUGUCUGAAGACGAUGUACGACACGGCUCGUCUCGAGUUCCUCCCCCAUCACUUCCUGCUCGUCGGGUCCUCCCGCAACUCGUUCCUCAACUAUGUGGACGUUUCCGUCGGAAAACAAAUUGCUUCGUUUGCCACCAAAUCGGGAACUCUGGAUGUAAUGUGUCAGAAUCCAGCCAACGCAAUCAUUCACACUGGGCACACGAACGGAACCGUCUCGCUGUGGUCGCCCAAUUCGAAAGAACCCCUUGUCAAAGUGCUCACUCAUCUGAGUGCAGUCAAAGGAAUCGCCGUCGACGAUCAGGGAAAUUACAUGGCGACGACGGGUCUCGACAGGAAGUGCCGUAUCUGGGAUGUUCGAAUGUUCCGCCAAUUGCACGCCUACUCUCUUCCGUUCGGCGUCGCCAAUGUGGCCAUUUCACAGAAGCUUGACGUGGCUUGUGCGGUAGGAAACCACGUGCAAGUGUUCCGUGGAAUGCACAACGGAACCUGCAAAGAACCGUAUUUGGUGCACAAUUGCGGAGGCGUCGUCACUGAUUUGCGGUUUGUUCCAUGGGAAGACGUGCUGGGAAUCGGGCACGGACAUGGUUUCACGAGUAUGUUGGUCCCGGGAGCCGGAGACCCGAACGUCGACACGCUGCGAUCGAAUCCGUACGAAACAAAGUCGCAGCGAAAAGAACGCGAGAUCAAGCAACUGCUCGACAAAGUAGGCUCUUUUAGUAGGCCCAACAAACUAUUCCUCUUAAUAAUAUUAUUUUUCUCAGAUCCAACCGGAACUUAUCAGCCUCGACCCCGACGAUAUCAACAAGGUCAACGAGGGCCUUCUGGAGCUGGAGGAAGAGGAACGGAAAAAGAUUCUUUACAUCCGUCCGAUGUCAGUUCAGUACACUCCACGUCACAAGAUGCGAAGCAAGAAGAGUGGAUGGAAAAUGGAGGCGCGCAAGAACAUCGUCAAGGACCAGAUCCGAGUUGAGAGAAAUAUGGAGAAGCACGCGGUCGAAAGAGAAGUGUUCGAGGCGCCCGAGCAGGAACAUCCCAAGAAAAAACACAUUUUGGAUCGGCUCAAAUAG
Messenger RNA from Caenorhabditis sp. 36 PRJEB53466, 1923 nucleotides. Lineage: Eukaryota; Metazoa; Nematoda; Chromadorea; Rhabditida; Rhabditidae. The record is from the annotation of a GenBank genome assembly.